Molecule: messenger RNA, 982 nt
Organism: Halichondria panicea
Lineage: Eukaryota; Metazoa; Porifera; Demospongiae; Suberitida; Halichondriidae
Exons: 3
Coding region: 214-741 (175 amino acids)
Molecular function (GO): DNA binding; zinc ion binding
Source: RefSeq, a predicted model, not a curated record
GCUGGUUGCGUGUACCUGGUAACCGCAGGACGUCAACACUAAGUACACAAAGAAACGCUUUCUUGUCUAUAUUACGCUACAAGUUCAGAGCGAUAAGAAGCGCUACUAAGAUCUCCCAGGAGCUAUCACUAGCGUCUAUAAUCAAGCCUCAGUCACACGCUCAAACGUCAAGGACUGUCUUACAGAGUCUGAGAUCAACUAACCUAAACUACUAUGGAAGAACAAACUGCCUCUGUUCCCACACUGUGCACGGCCGGCUGUGGCUACUUCGGAAACUCGGCUACUGAAGGUCUGUGUAGCAAGUGUUUUAGAGACCAGCAGAGGAGAAAACACACCCAGGCCACCUCCAGUGGGUCUAGUCGACUGCCACCCUCCUACCAGCACCAACAAUCACCACCUCGGAUCGAAAGUCAAGCUCCCUCUGUUGCCAUGGGUGACUCGGACCUGAGUGCCACGCCCCUUUCUGACCUCCCAGCCUCGCCCACUCCCCCGCCCGCCACCUUAACCGAGGCGUUGCCGGAGGAAAUGGAUAAAGCAACUUCACCAAAAAAGAAUCGCUGUUUCUCGUGUCGCAAGAAAGUCGGACUAACUGGUUUCAACUGUCGGUGUGGCUACCAGUUCUGCUCCCUACAUCGCUAUGCCGACAAACACAAUUGUUCCUUUGACUACAAAUCCGCCGGUCGCGAGGAGUUGGAACGCAAACACCCACGCAUUGUGGCGGACAAGGUCCAGAGGCUUUAACGUCAUGACCUCUGACCUCUCAGGAACAUAAUAUUCCUCUCACACCUAAUGCAAUUAGGGACUGUUUUGUGUGUUUACUGUAAAUCAAUAAUAAUUGCUUAUGAUUAGUUUUAUUAUUCUUAUUAUUGUAAUUGUAAUUAUAUAGUGCUGCUGUGUUGAUGUACGUGCACGGCUGUCACAGUGCAUGUGUGGGCGUACACACAAACACACGUGUGAAGAUAAAGUUGUUAUAAUUUUGUGA